This is a messenger RNA of Geodia barretti, 2658 nucleotides long. The record is from the annotation of a GenBank genome assembly. Lineage: Eukaryota; Metazoa; Porifera; Demospongiae; Tetractinellida; Geodiidae.
UCACGUCUGUAGUUUAGUCUACGUCAGACGUUGUGCGGGCGAACUGAAUUCACAGAGACGUAAAAUUAUCCCUCAGGAAGUUAUUAGAAUUAGAUGCUUUUAGUGCUCGUGACGAUAGCCAGUUUGUUGUGAACUACAGCUGUCUGGUGGUGAGUAAAAGUACUAGAGCUCGCGUUAGAAGAAGAGGGAGGGGCUGGUCGAACUUGCAGAAAGGGGGUGUGUCAUGAAUGCGCUGGUCGUCCUUGGCCUUGUGGUUUUAGGGCUGCUGGGUGGAGCAUUGGCCCAGCCAAACGUCGAUGAAGGCGCACAGAUGUGGACUAAUCCUUGUCUUCAUUACAAGUAGCUAUAUAUAUGGCUGGUCCUAUUGGCCUGCUUGUGUGAAUCUGGCAUGAGCUUUGGUCCUGUGUAUAUAUGUACAGGUGUCCAGGUGACCGUGAGUGUGUGACAGUUGCCAACGAUCUUCUCCAGCUACCAGUGCCACACUGUGUGGAGAAAGAACAACAGCCUGAUGAUGAUGAUGAUGAGGGUUGCUGGAGGCGAGAUGUUGGAGUGAGCAUCGUCAGCUGUCGAACACAGAAGCAGUGGCAGGCAAUUGCCACUAGUACAUGUGGAUUCAACACUGGUGCCUCAGUAGAGGUGCGACAUUCAUGCCAUCGCAGAGAUUCCUCUUCUCCAUCCAUAUUUCUUCAGGCCACCAUUUCCUGCUGUCUGCUGCCAGUUUCCUCUAAAACUCCACCCAAUAGAACAGAGACCACACCCACUUCCCCAACGUACGAUAUUGUUUCUUCCUCCCUGGACAACAACAAUGCACAGGAUUAUGAUGAGGAUGAUGAGGAGAAUGAUGAUGAUCACAGAGUGGGGGUUGUUGUCAUAGUAACCCUGGGAAGCCUGGUGGUGGUGUCAGUAAUUGUCACUGGACUCAUAAAGUAUCUCUUUGACCAACGAAGGAAAAGGUCCACCCCCCACAAGCCUCGAGUUUCGUUUGUGACAUCAUAUGUAAACAUGAGCAGUGAGGGGUGGAAGGAGGAAGGUGGAAACAUGAAAUUAAUGGGAGAAGAGAAGUCUGACUUCUCAUAUGUGGUUGCCAAUGACAACCAUAUAUACUGAGCUGUGGGCACACAGGUGUGGGUAUGUACCAACUAAAACAGACUAGCAACAACAUACACAUGCACACUUUUAUGCUUGACAAUUAGGAUUUAGCACUAAUGUGUGCAAGGAUUUUCUAGUGGAAUGUUACGCUGCAGAAUUAUGCGCAUGCGCAUUAUAUCGACGAAGAGGGGGCGGAGCGCCAGGGAGUUGCAUCAUCCUACAGCGCUCGACUGGCGGGAGGGAGCCUCGAGGAGACGGGGAGGUUCAGAUGGCGAGACUGAGGUGCCGCUGUCUGAACGUAGUCCUCCAUUGUAAGGAGGAGAAGUGGGAGACGAGGCCCGUGCCUGGAGAGAGAGUCCUGGCUCCAGGCCACCGUCUCACAACUCUGACCCUCCACGAGGUAGAACAAGACCUCCAUGGACUCACAGCUGAACACGUGGUCCUCUUGCAAUCAGAGACGGUGGGUGACUGGACGAUUCAGAGCUGUGCAAACUGUGGCUGCGACGUUUGUGUUUCUCACUGCCAGAAGAACAGGACAUUGGUCUGUCCUGGACUCCUGUCCACAGAUCAAGAUGUAGCACAGGUCAAAGGUCACCUGCACUACUCCAGUGUGUUCAGGAUAGCUGUGAACCCUGACCUGGACUCUGAGGAGGAGGAGAUGGGAAGAGGGGCUAGACCAAGAGCUUCCUCCAUGAGUUUUGGAAGAGAUGACCCACUGAUAAGGCAGCUCCAUACCCAGGUGAGGCAGUACCUGGCGAGGGAAGAGGAAGAUAUGGAAGAGAGAAUUAGAGAAUUUGAGAGAAAAGAGAAAGAUACUUUUGCCAGACUUCAGCACAAGACCUUCACUCAGAGAACACUGCUCUUUGCAGCAAUAGACAAAGCAAGAAGAGGCGUGGCUAAAGAGGAUGGGGCCAGUCAGCCACACCCAUCUCCAAACUCCUCUCCUUUUCCUUCCAUUGAUAAUCAGAAGAGAGUGACAAUAACCCUCAGUGACCCAAGACCCACCCCCAACAAUAAACCGGUGGCAGACGAUGCUCUAUUCUCAUUGGACGGAUUUGACGAGGAGGUGGAAGAAGUGGACGGGGGAGAGAAAGGAGGUGUGGCUUUCCCUCAGAGUGACGAUGAAGAGAGUGGGACAGACGAUAGUUCCUAUAGAGACCUAUCAUCAGUCCAGAUAGCCUCAUCUGCUCCACUCUCUGUUCCUCUCUUCCAUUCACAGCCACAGGAUAUGAGAGAAGCGGGGGUGGCGGGAGGACCUGCUGACAUGGCCAGCUCCAUAAAGGCUCUGGCAUUGAGUGUCCAGAAUACUGGUGUCUUUGGAGACCUCCCACGACCUCGUGUCAACAGUGCCUCGCGAUACAAAUAGCCUUAUUUCCUUUAGGGUCAUCAUUUAUUAUCAUCGCUGGCUGCCCAUUAUAGCUGUACGUGGUGUGUUUAUCCACAAUCUAUUAUCAUUUCCAUCAACCGUGCUAUAUACUGCGCAACCUGACAACCCCCUGUCAUCCCCCACUCUUCUGGUGGCAGAUGAGGUGGAAAAACCCUGCUCAAUCCACAGCUCAAUCCACAACA